Triplophysa dalaica is the source of this 6037-nucleotide messenger RNA. RefSeq lists its product as uncharacterized. The record is from RefSeq and is a predicted model, not a curated record. The transcript has 6 exons. Bases 4129 to 5031 code for a protein of 300 amino acids. Lineage: Eukaryota; Metazoa; Chordata; Actinopteri; Cypriniformes; Nemacheilidae.
CACAACAGUUAGGUUUGUCCAUUCUUGACCCAACGACUGGUUCAAAGAACCCAACAUUUGUUAGAGUGUAGGAACAUGUGUAUAAAGGCUAUCAGAUCAUUUUAAAAAUGUUUUUUUUUAUUCAGUAUCAUAGCAAACUUGUAUUAAGUACAACUUUUCUCUUUGAUAUUGUUGUCGUUGAGAGGAAAAACCAUGCAAACCACGAAAAAUUCCCUUCAGGAAUGUUCUCAAACAGUUGUCAAAACGGAACCUAAAAACAAACACUCAUUGCUGAUAUGUUGUAUAUGAAACAAAGGCUAAAAAAAACGUUGUCCGUUACAGUUGUCACCUGUUAGUUCAGCUUCAGAUGGUCAUGGUGUGUGUGCGCUUAAUCUUUUGUUAUGUCAGUUGAAUAUGCAGUAUGUGAAAAAACUGAUGUUUGGUUUGUUGUCAAGUGAGAAAGGUUGCACGGAUGCUGUUCAGUGGUCUGUUGAACCCCAUUAUGUUCGUAAACAGCAGCUGAUUUAGUUGCUGAGAGAUUGAAGAAAAUGUAAACAUUAGCAGUGAUGUGUGACAUCUCAAAGGGACUUUUUUUUAAUAAACCAAACCAUGCUACCAAAGUAUAAAUUGGUGUGCUGUAGGUAAAAAAAGAGUUGGGGAAAUUCAAGUGGGUGCUUAAAUAUAGUAAACCCUGCGAGGAUAAAAGUAAAUUCUGUCAACCAGAGCUCACCUGUCAAGUUUCAGUGAGACAACGACAGAGGUCUCAGGUGCAGACAGCGGGUAAGGUAACAAAGAAUCUUUAAUAAAAGAACAAAACAGCAAACAAAAACCCACAAUGGGGAAAAACAGGGCACGACAGAAAUAAUAAAUGAAAGGUACACAGGAACUAGACUAACUAUACUUAAACUGACAAAUACUUAAUACAAUACUUGACAAGAUGGCAAUAGACUAACAUAAAACUACACUUACUUUGACUAAGACUAGUGGAAAUCUCAAAGGUUCGAAUAGGACACCGACAUGGAACAAAACGAACUAGCACAUGACAGCAGAAACGAGGGCAUAUACUGUAUAUACGGGAAUCAAAAACAGGAUAAUUAAGGGAACAGGUGUAGGGGAUGAAACACUGAUGGGAAGGUAACAAGGAAACGAGAUGGCGGGAAACGAAGACGCAGACCGGAGAGAGAGUGUCAAAAACCGAUAGGUUCACCAUCUCUCCCUCCACACAAAACCUAAGGCUAUGCCAUGACUCCGCCCCAAGACAAAGAAUAGACAUAUUUACCUAUUUUUGCGUUCCACUUUAUUUUCCUUUCACAGCAGAUUGAAAGUGAUUUUGAAUCAAUAAAAGUGUUAUUCUUAGGUGAGCUUUGUAUAGGAUGUGGUUUGUAUUGAUAGAACACAUAUGGAUUAAAGACAAAGGGUGAAUGUUAAAGUGCAUCUGUUGGGUUUACAAACUAAAGCAUUGUUUUGUUUGUAUUUGGGCAUCGUUAUAAUUAACUUAAUUUGACAUUUACUCUCAUCAGAGGCAAAACAAUUGAAUUACACAUGUUCUGAAGAGUGGGUGGGUCGAUAGAGUUGGAAAUAGAGGCGAAAACACCAUUUACCCUGAUGGCCUGUUGAUGUGAAAAUGCCUUUUCCCCCUUCAACCGUUUCAUGAAAACUGAUCUUUGGGCAUCAGAAAGGACACUUGGGCAAAUGGGCAGGGCACUCUUAUCCCCUCCACCCCCUAUGCACGUUCCUGUAAAAGCGUCUUUGAUAACAAGCAUAGAUCACGCUGUUGCAUUAGUCAGAGAACUUGAUCAACUUCAUCAAACCCAAUUUCCAGGUGCUUUAUAUUGUCAAUCUGAGAAAGUACAAAAAGUCAACAAUAACCCCCUUCGGGAAAAUUUGGAAAAACAGGUUAUUUCCACGAGCAUGCAUCCAAUUUACAUGCAGAAAAGUUCAUUGAUUUCAAUUUUAUUUUAUUUAUUUGUUAUUUUUGUAAUGCAUCGAUGCAGAACUCCCAAAGACCUCUUGUUCUUGUGUUGUAAACCCACUGAUGGAACAUAGAUGCAGAUAUGCACUGUGACCCACGUACAUGCUCUGAAUAAGAUAUGCUGUGGUCGUCUUGAUCAUGUAGGUCAGUUCAGUGCACAGAGCGUGUUGUAUUUGAUGUGGUGUAGGACGCUUCUAAAGUUGAAGAUGUGUUAUAAGCAGAAGGUGUUAUGUGUUAUGCAUAGGCUGUGUUCCGUAUGUGGGUGAAGAUGGUUACUUGAUAGAGCUGAACCUACGUCUUGGCGGCCUACACGGAUACAUUAACAUUAGUUUCUGUUCUUUCUAUAUUUGAAAUGGCACGCUAGCAUCUUAUGCAUUUGUUUAUUUCUCACGUAAAUAAACUGCAGGAUGAUUUGAUGAAAACCAUUAGCAGCCUUAAAUACUUCCAAGAAAUCUUUAAUUGGUCUCAUUACAUUUUCCAGACAUAGCAACUUACAUUGCAUUAUCAUAUACAUUUAUACAUACUGUAUGUGGGAUCCCUUGGGAUCGAACCCGCAACCUUGAAUUGUUCACACAAUGCUCUUACCACUGAGCUACAGGAAAGCUAUAUAUAUUAAUUUAAUGUUCUCUUGUUUUUCUUGUUUUCUCAUGCCAGGCUUCUUAGGGCUGUUUGUUUUUAGGGUCAUGCUCUUUAAGGUCAUGCUCUUGUGUAUAUCUGUAAUUCGUGUUUUGAACCUCUUGGAUUUCCCACAAAUGAGAACUGAGAUUCGAUUGACAAAGUUACAUGGAAUAAACACUUCAGGAUACAGUAAGAGACAGCCCCCACAUACAGUCUUUCAGAGAAUGAGGAGGUUUCUUUGUAAAGAUAAUGCAGUGAAAAAAUCAUUCACAGUCUGGGAGAUGUGGUCACUACGAAAAAGAACAUAUUAGACAACUAUAAAGGGAUUUCACAAAGAACAUGUUUGGGUUCAGACAAUAUUUUGUCUAGAGGCUCUAAUCAGGGUCCUUCCUGCACAGAUUUUUAGACCACUACGCAGGAUGUAAACACUGGCGCAGAAGCACUUGCGAUUUCAUCUUUAUUUUUAUUAAUUAAACCAACAUAUAUAAUUAAAUCUUAAACAUAUUCUCUUAUAAACGUUCCGUUGUUUGUAUUUUUUUUUAAAUGUUAAAACUGAAACAGGAAGUUCUUCAGGACCAUCGCUGGAUUAGUGUUGCUUGCGUUUUCCAAAGUGGUCUUAAGGUAUCUUUAUGACCACAUAUUUGGGUCCUGGAAGUUUUUAAAGUUUAUAACAUGUUGGAGCAGGUGACAGUCAGAGGUUUAGAAUGAUCAGGGACUUUCAGACAAACAGUCAUGCACAUGUUGUGCGUUAACAACAAAUGAUCUAAUCAUGACUAAUAAAGUCUGGUGAGAUAUCACAUAGUGAACCCAUGAUGAAGAGUCUGAUUUGUUUCCCUGUGAAUAUGUCUAUUAUUUUUAUGACCAUAUUUGUACUGUAAAAAUAAAGGGUUGUUUGUUACAGUCUGUGUAUGUCAGCCCUGCGUGUUUAUUCAUCUGUGCUGUAAAGAAUUAUAACCAGUUUUUCACUAGAAACAGAGAUGUCUUGUGUGCUUUUGAAUAAAAGCAAGCCUGUGUAUGGUUCUGAAUGAAUGUGAAUACAAUACAAAUGAUGAAUAGUCAUAUUUUUUAGGAGGAAGGCAAUAAAUGCAAGGCAGAAGAUUCUCUAAUGGGCUUCAACAUAUAAAUUGUUUUUUCCCCCAAAAAUACAACAGAUGUAAUGAUACAUUUAAUCGAAACUCUAUAAAAUGAAGUCAGAAUGAGAAAAUUUCACCCCACCCAAACCCAAACCGAAAACACUCCGCAGUGUUUUCAGAGUGUCGAGGAACUGAAAUAACUUCGCGUCAAUGUUUUUCUCUCUCCCACGAAAACAGUAAUUAUUGUAUGUUUCUAUACGGGAUUAUAUAUAUCCACACGCUGCAAUUUUAUUAAUGAAUUUAUUUAACUUAUUUUGAGUGCAUUUUUCUUUGUGUUGAUCUUUCUAUCUCGGACUGUUAUUUUUUCUAUCGCUUCUGUUCUCGUCUAUUUUGGAUUUUCGAUCUUGGAGAAGUGAAAACUAAUGCCAGCCAGAUAUAGGUCCACACCAUGAGCAACAGAAGCUUUUUGGAUGACUAUUUGAAAAUAUGACAUAUAUAUUGGUUUUAUUCGCUCUGCGCUUAUGGCUUGCACGUGUUGAUGCAGAUGUAGUGAAGUCAGUGUCAGUGAUGGAGGGAGACUAUGUCACUCUUCACACUGAUCUUGCUAAAAACCAGACAGACAUUACAAUAACAUGGAGUUUUGGACUUGAAGCGACUCGUAUAGCUGAUAUCUUAAAAAGGGAUCAAAUGAACCAUUUCUUUGUUAGUAAGGAUGGGACAUUCAGAGAUCAUCUACAGUUGGACAAUCAGACUGGAUCUCUCACCAUCACAAACAUCAGAACUGAACACACUGGACUUUAUAAACUAUUUAUUAGCAGGGACAAGGUCUCAUUUUUUGUUUUUAAUGUUACUGUACAUGCUCGUCUGUCUGUUCCUGUCAUCAUCACAAACUCUUCUCAAUGUUCUUCAUCAUCAAAAAGAUCUUCAAAAUGUGUGUUGUUGUGUUCAGUGAUGACUGUGACACAUGUGAGUCUCUCCUGGUACAAAGGAAACAGUUUAUUGUCCAUCAUCAGUGUGUCUGAUCUCAACAUCAGACUCUCUCUGCCUCUGGAGGUGGAAUAUCAGGAUACAAACACAUACAGAUGUGUCAUCAACCAUACCAUCACAAACCAAACUCAACAUCUGGACAUCAACAAUGUCUGUAAAUCAUGUUCAGCACUCAUGAUGAAGCCACACUGGGUGGGAAUCACAGUUUUUAUUGUAAUGCUGGUUAUGACGACUGCAGCUCUGGGUGUAAUGUGGUUUCUCUACUACAGGAAAACUAGACACAGAGUUCAGACUCAUGAUGAGGAAGAGCUUCAUUAUGCAGAUACAACAUUUAGUGCACGCCAUAAUGAGAUUUCGAAAGCUGAUGAACACACGGUGUAUUCAAGUGUUGCUCUGAGUUGACGUCAUCCUCAUAUCAUCUGUGCGUCUUCAUUAUGAACCAGACAUUUAUGUUGUACAUAUUUAUGUUAUGAUGUUUAAAUUGUACAUUUUUGUAUGUUAUGCUGUUGUAUUAAUUUAUUUUGUAAUUACUUUAAAUGGUAAUGUUGGUUUUCUAUGAAUGAAUGAUCCACAAAUAUUUUAUUGUUUCAUACCCCACAUGGACAACAUGUGACGGUUUUAUGGGAUUUUGGAGUUGGAUAGCUUCUUCCGCCACAUUUAACUUUCUUUUAAUCUAGAUCUUUUGACUUUUUAGUGGUUUUCGUAAAGUAAAGUAAAUGGUUUUUGAUGACACAAGUGAAAAAAUAUAUAUAUAUAUAUUUAUAUUUUUCCAUUUAGUAAGAUUUGUUUUACUUGGAGCAAUGUUGCAAUACUGUUGUUAACCUCUAGGUGGCAGUAUAACCAAACGAAUUAGUGUGCAUGAACCUGGGGUAGAAAGAGGACAGGUGAUAUAUAAAAAAAACAGUGAACAUAAAGGUUAGUAGUUUGAGUAUUUGUAAGGAAUAGAAGUUCAUUAAAAUAAGACAGGAUAUAGGUUGUUCAUACAAUAUAAACAAUAUGUUGUGGCCUCAUUGAGAUUAUCUAACUGCAUUUUGAAUGCAUUGUAUUUGGAUGCACCAGCUUGAAUCCAGAGGGACUCUUUGUGGAAGCUGUUUGAUGCUUUCUGUUUAUUCCUGGUUUUAAUAAAUGUUAAAUGAAACGUGAAGAUUUACGAGUGCAAAAACUGCAAUAAGUUAGUCUGCAAGACAACAUGCAAAACGAUUUUAAUGUUUCAUUUGACAUUUAUAAUCAAUAUCAAGAGCAACAAACACAUUUCUGCCUAAAUCAGCCUUUAACUUUUUUUCUCAUUUGUGAUGUAUUAACUUUAAAUUACAUUUCAUUUAAAUGACAUUAAUCUUACAACAUUAGGUUAUAUUGGUGUUAUUAUGGCACAUUUGAGCAACAUUAAACAGUCUUUGUAUUAAACCAU